This is a messenger RNA of Tuber aestivum (summer truffle), 759 nucleotides long. The record is from the annotation of a GenBank genome assembly. Lineage: Eukaryota; Fungi; Ascomycota; Pezizomycetes; Pezizales; Tuberaceae.
AUGGCCUCCGACCUAAUAGCCCACCACUACCUCCACACGGCCCCCUCACACGUCUCCCACCUGACGCCGAAGCCCUUCUCGACAGCCCCGACCCCUCCAUCGCACUUCACCCUGUACACCACCACGAGUAACGAAUCCGUGGAGCGCGUAUGGCUAAUCCUGCACGGAGACGCCGAUGUCCCGAACCCGUCCGAGCAGAUGUACGCUCUCCUCUCCACCCCGCCGCUCGCCGGAAAUCAUCGAAAGCUCACGGUCAACACGUACGACAAGCGUAUCGUUCAGUGGGCCAUCGGGAUUGGGAACCGUGCCAUGCGUGUGGACUUGCUCUACGAGAUGGUGCUGAAGCCUGAGGGAAUAAGAGAAGAGAGGGCUGUGAAAGGGUACAAGGUGGGCAGGGGGGAGGGCUGGUUCGUUGGGGAGUUUCCAUCCAUGGCUGGAAUUGUGGGUGUUGGCGGGGAGGAGGUUUGGGUUGUGAUGACGGAUGGGCGGGAAAGCGGGGAGGAGGUGGUUAGUUGGAUGACGGUUGUUAGGACUCAGGAUGGGGCGAGGUGUUAUAUUAGUACCCUCGAGACCAAGGAGAGCUAUAGAGGGUUAGGGUUGGCGGGUAUGCUUUUGACUGGGUUUCUGAAGGGGGAGAAGGGGGAGGUUUGGAUUACUGUAUUUUGUGUCAAUUGGGUAGCGGUGGAGAUGUAUGUGAAACUGGGAUGGAGGACGAAGAGGUGUUUGUGGGUGGUUGGGCAUGGGGGGGAUGAGGUUUAG